This is a messenger RNA of Sclerotinia sclerotiorum 1980 UF-70, 1191 nucleotides long. RefSeq lists its product with no specific name. The record is from RefSeq and is a predicted model, not a curated record. Bases 1 to 1191 code for a protein of 396 amino acids. NCBI's taxonomy places the organism in Eukaryota, Fungi, Ascomycota, Leotiomycetes, Helotiales, Sclerotiniaceae. The transcript has a single exon.
AUGCCCCUUAGCAAUCAGAAUAAACAACCCAGAAUAAAAAACAAUCCAACUACACCUAAGGAAGCUAUCUUAAAAGCAAGAGAUCUUAUAGUAUUAGCGUCAACUCUUUCUCAAUCAUGUGAUGAGCAAUCGAAGCUAUUAGAUCUCCUAGAGAUCUUUAGAGAAUAUACCGAAAAAGGAAAGCUCACCACCGCCUCCAAUAUCAUCACCUCCCAAAUCACUCAUCUAGAAUCCGCUACACGGAAAAUCGAAACUCAAGCUAAAGCCCUAACCAAAGCUCCCUUGCCAAUCAAUACACCAACCACUAAAUCGACAUAUGCAGCAAUAACAAAAGAAGGAGAAUGGAACCUAGUAGGCAAGGGAAAAACUAUUAGAUCCUCCCCAAUAGAUAAGAAGAUCGAAAUCACACAAAGACGCUUAAUCCUGAUCAAACCAGAGAUCACGAACAUUACCUCCUUUUCACCUAUAUCAAUUCGAAACCAAAUAAACGAAGCAUUCCAGAAAACUGGAAUUAAAGGCCCGGUUAUAGCAGGAGUAACUCUAUCGCUGAAUAGAAAUAUAAUAAUUACUACAAAUGCACCUUUCACAUCACAACUUCUAUUAGAAAAAAAGGCAAUCUGGAGUAAUCUCAUCAAAUUCGAAAGAAUUCAAAAGGAUCAAGAAUGGCAUAAGGUCAUUAUUCAUAAAAUCCCUAUAAAAGAAUUUUCUGGAACAAGAGGAAUGGACCUCAUUCUUGAGGAAAUCAAAACCUUCAAUCCAGAAUUCAAGCCCAUAGGAACCCCUUUUUGGCUUACACCAUCAUCAAAAAGAGCUCAUCAACGGGAAGGAGCAAUAGUGAUUGCUUUUGCAACAAAAUCAGAAGCAGAGCUAGCCAUUCGGAAACGACUAUAUAUCGCUGGCACUAGUACAAGAGUAGAAAAGUUCUACGAAUCCAAACCAACUACACAAUGCCAAAAAUGCCAAGGAUUCGGACAUCAGGAUACACAUUGCAGAAGGGAUCCCUCUUGUGGACUAUGUGGAGGCAAACAUAUCACAUCAGUACAUCUAUGUGUAGUCUGCAAUAUCAGAGGAAAGUUCUGCCAACAUCUCGCUGCUAAAUGCUCGAACUGCCAAGGAAAGCAUACAGCAAAUUCAAGAACCUGCGAAAUCUAUCAAGCAAUCCAACAAAAAGCAAAUAACACCAACUUAUGA